Candidula unifasciata is the source of this 1182-nucleotide messenger RNA. Lineage: Eukaryota; Metazoa; Mollusca; Gastropoda; Stylommatophora; Geomitridae. The record is from the annotation of a GenBank genome assembly.
AUGUCGACACUAGAAUAUGAAGGUUGUAACCACUUUCGUAUGAGGUUAGUACUAUCAACUUUAAGUGGGAGAAGUGUCAAGAUAUCCCAGAUUCGACCGGAGGAGGAUGAUCCUGGUCUGAAAGAUUUUGAAGUGAGCUUUAUUAGAUUGCUUGACAAGGUGACCAAUGGAACAAAAACAGUUAUCUCAGAGACAGGUAGGUGUUUAAAAAAAAAAAACACCUUUACUACCCAUCGCUUGCUUUUACUGCCUGCCUCAAGACCAAUCGGAUAUUACCUGGAAAUGCUGAUGUGUUUAGCUCCUUUUACCAAAGAACCACUGAAGGCUGUACUCAGAGGUGUGACCUGUGACAAAGAUGAUCCAUCUGUGGAUUUGUUGAAGCUGUCUGUGUUCCCAGUUUUAAAGAAGUUUCUAGGAACAGAUGAAGGCUUAGAGUUGAAAAGUAAGUAUUUUUUCAUCUGUGGUAACUUAGAAGAGAUUAUCAAAAGAGGUGCAGCACCCGAGGGUGGCGGUGAAGUCCUGUUUUCCUGUCCAUGUCGACAGAAGCUGCGGCCAGUCAAGUUCACCCAGCCUGGAAAGAUCAAACGGAUUCGCGGAGUGGCCUGGUCUGUUCGUGUCUCCCCUGCUUUUGUUAACAGGAUGGUGGAUGCUACAAGAAGUGUUCUCAACGGAUUUCUGACGGAUAUUUACAUCCAUACAGACCACAUGAAGGGAAACCAAUCAGGGAAGUCUCCUGGUUUCGGUGUCACUCUUGUUGCUGAGACAACAGAGGGAGCAUUUCUAGCUGCAGAGGAAGUGUCUAAUGCUAAAGGUUCUGGAGAGUCCCCAACAGUUCCUGAAGAUCUGGGCAAGAAGGCAGCACUGGCUCUGAUCCAAGAAAUCUACAGGGGAGGCUGUGUGGAUUCCACGAGCCAGAGCCUUGCAGCACUUAUGAUGGUCCUGGGCCAGCAGGAUGUGUCCAAAAUACAGACUGGAGAACUGACACCAUACACGAUACAUUUUCUUCGACACAUUCGGGAUUUCUUCAAAGUGGUGUUCAACAUAAAAGUGGACAAGAAGCCCAAAGCUGCAAGUUCAGAUGAUGCAGACGAAGAAGGGGAGGAGCUGCGGGUAGGAGGAGACAAGCUGAUUCUGACCUGUGUGGGCGUGGGAUAUAGUAAUGUCAGCAAGGCUGUUAGAUAA